This is a messenger RNA of Phycomyces blakesleeanus NRRL 1555(-), 525 nucleotides long. RefSeq lists its product as hypothetical. The transcript has a single exon. The record is from RefSeq and is a predicted model, not a curated record. The annotation marks the transcript as partial. Lineage: Eukaryota; Fungi; Mucoromycota; Mucoromycetes; Mucorales; Phycomycetaceae.
GUUGGGGCUGGAAGCAGCAAGACCUAUACCCUCAGCAGCAACUGGCAGGGACGUCUCUGGGGCCGCAAGGACUGUUUCGAGAACUGCCCCAUGGCAGGUGCCGCCAGCCCAGCUUCCUUGGCCGAGUUCAACUUCAAGGCUCAUGCGGGAAUGGACUUUUAUGAUGUCUCGUUUGUCGACGGCUUCAACCUUCCCAUGUCCAUCAGCCCAAUCAACGGCAACAAGCAGCAGAGCGGUGACACGGCCUACUCUUGCGGGUCCCCCUUGUGUUCCGCAGUUCCUUCGUGCCCCAGCGAUCUCCAGGUCAUCGAAGACGGCGAGGUAGUCGGCUGCCAGAGUGCUUGCUCCAAGUACGGUACUGAUGAGUACUGCUGCGCCGGUGCAUUCAACACCCCCCAGACCUGCAGCACCAACAUCUACUCCAAAGCUGUCAAGGAAACAUGUCCUCAGGUCUACAGCUUUGCUUACGAUGACAACACCAGUACCUAUGUCUGCCAAGCCUCUGGAUACACCAUCACUUUCUGC